Messenger RNA from Colletotrichum navitas, 723 nucleotides. RefSeq names its product Molybdopterin cofactor biosynthesis C domain-containing protein. Lineage: Eukaryota; Fungi; Ascomycota; Sordariomycetes; Glomerellales; Glomerellaceae. The transcript has a single exon. The record is from RefSeq and is a predicted model, not a curated record. The coding region runs from base 1 to 723 and encodes 240 amino acids. Gene Ontology annotation, biological process: Mo-molybdopterin cofactor biosynthetic process.
AUGUCGCAACAGCUGCCUCUGAACCCGCCCAUCAACCUCCCGGACCCCCUACUACGGCGGCGUCCCUCGGGCGUCGCAGGCGUCUCCGCCCACCUCUCGCCCCUGACGCCGACGGCCUUCCGACACCCCGUCCGGCUCUUCUCCUCGACCCCGCGUCAUCGGCGGGCCACCCCCGACGACGACGGCGACGGCGACGGCGAGGAGAAGGACGGGGGCCACCCUCCUGGUGGCCUUCCGGCCCUCACCCACGUCGCCCCGACGACGGGCUCGGCGCGCAUGGUCUCCAUCGCCUCCAAGACGGCCACGUCCCGCGUCGCCAAGGCCGCGUGCACCGUGACCUUCUCCUCCCCGCUCGCCCUCCGGCUCGUCCGCGCCUCGCAGAUGAAGAAGGGCGACGUCCUCGGCACGGCGCGGGUCGCGGGCAUCAUGGCCGCCAAGCGCACGCCCGACCUGAUCCCGCUGUGCCACCCGAUCCUGCUGUCGCACGUCGGCGUCGAGGUCGAGCCGGCGAGCGCCGCCGACGGCGAGACGGUGCUCAACGUCGAGGCGACGGUCGAGUGCGAGGGCAAGACCGGCGUCGAGAUGGAGGCCAUGACCGCCGCCGCCGCCGCCGCGCUGACCGUCUACGACAUGUGCAAGGCCGUCGACAAGGGCAUGGUCGUCGGCGGCCUGCGCGUCGUGCUGAAGGACGGGGGCAAGAGCGGCCGGUGGGAGAUGCCGUGA